AUGGACGCAGCCCUCUUCACAGCGGCCGCCACAUCCGCCUCUCCAUCCAUCACCAGCAUGCGCAACAUCGUACCCAGCCGAGCAGUCUACCUCUCCCCGACGCCCUUCUCCUCCCACCUGAUCCCAAAUACCUCGUUCCCGCCGCCGCUCGUAUACAUCGACACAACACAGGGUGCCGUCGUCGCGUUGUACGUUCUCGGGCCCCAGCUCGCCGGGCACCCGAACAUACUGCACGGUGGCGCGUCCGCUGCCCUCGUCGACGAGGUCAUGGGCCGCGCGGCCGUCGAGCGCCUGCCUGCUCGCAAGGUCGCUGUGACUGUCACGCUGGAGGUCACAUACAAGGCUCCUGUGCUCUUGGAUGCCGAGGGGGGUUGGGGGGUGGUGGCCAUUUGUGCGCAUGUGCAGACCGCGGCGGGACGGGUUGCGCAAGUAGUUGGCUCUGUAGAGAAUGUAAAGACUGGACAGAAGCUUGUUGAGGCUCGCGGGACUUUUGUAGAGCCUAGGGGACUAUAA
Messenger RNA from Colletotrichum orchidophilum, 513 nucleotides. RefSeq lists its product as uncharacterized. The coding region runs from base 1 to 513 and encodes 170 amino acids. The record is from RefSeq and is a predicted model, not a curated record. The transcript has a single exon. Lineage: Eukaryota; Fungi; Ascomycota; Sordariomycetes; Glomerellales; Glomerellaceae.